GUGAGAUCACUGGCGUUAUAAAUAUCCCUGUGCCAGCUCCGAGAUCAGCUCGGGUGGCCUCUCUCUCUCUCUCCCCCACUCCCUCUCUCUUCCCCGAGGCUAUGUCCACCCGGUGCGGCGAGGGGGGCAGCGUCAGAGGCACGCAGCCGCGCGGGGGCUACAGAGCCCAGAAGCAGCCCUACAAGAUGCACUUAGGACCCCCGCGGCUGGAAGAAUGAGCUUGUCCUUCUUCCUCCUCCUCCUCCUCAGCCACCUGAUUCUCAGCGCCUGGGCUCACGGGGAGAAGCGCCUCGCCCCCAAGGGGCAACCCGGACCCGCGGCCACUGUUAGGAACCCAGGAGGUGCCAGCAGCAGCCAGAGCAGCAGUAGCGCGACGUCUUCCUCUUCUUCCCCUGCCUCCUCCUCCCCUGCGGCUCCUCAGGGCAGUCAAGGAAGCGGCGUGGAGCAAAGCAGUUUCCAGUGGAGCCCCUCGGGGCGCCGGACCGGCAGCCUCUACUGCAGAGUGGGCAUCGGUUUCCAUCUGCAGAUUUACCCGGAUGGCAAAGUCAAUGGUUCUCACGAAGCCAACAUGUUAAGUAUUUUGGAAAUAUUUGCUGUGUCUCAGGGGAUUGUAGGAAUACGAGGAGUUUUCAGCAACAAAUUUUUAGCGAUGUCAAAAAAAGGAAAACUCCAUGCAAGUGCCAAAUUUACAGAUGACUGCAAGUUCAGGGAACGAUUUCAGGAAAACAGCUAUAAUACCUAUGCCUCAGCAAUACACAGAACUGAAAAAACUGGACGUGAGUGGUAUGUAGCCCUGAACAAAAGAGGGAAAGCGAAAAGAGGCUGCAGCCCCAGGGUCAAACCCCAGCACAUCUCUACCCAUUUUCUGCCAAGAUUCAAACAGUCGGAGCAACCAGAACUGUCUUUCACAGUUACCAUUCCGGAGAAGAAAAAACCACCUAACCCUAUCAAGCCAAAGGUUCCCCUCUCCGCACCUCGGAAAAGUCCCAACACAGUGAAAUACAGACUCAAGUUUCGUUUUGGAUAAUGUUCACCCUGACACGUGCAAAAAAACCAUACUUUCCCCCUCAGGAGUCAUAGGUGUCUUUAGAGAGCUGAAGAAAACAUUUUGUACGUUGCUUCAGCUCUGCUACACUGUAUGGGAAGUCAGGUCAUUUGUUUCAGUUUGCCUGAAACAAAAAAAUGCUUUCUGACAGAAACUGAACUGGAAUUCUUUGCAUCACCAUAGGGAGCGCACUGCUUCACUUCACGAAGACAUAAAGCCUUUCGCGUUAUGCUUAGCGCAGGCUAGCACUGUAUUUUCCGAAAGUUCAAUAGCGCGCGGACUAUGCAUUUUUCUGACUUUUGCAGAUCAACCUGGAAGAACAUACACGAUACAUUUUUAUUUUUGGUUUGCAAAGAAUAUUUUGGUGCAGAUAACUAUUUUAUUAACUUUUGUUUUUUUAAAAAGUACCUCUGCAUUGAGCAUAUUUUCUUACUUUUAUUAUUUUAAUUAAUACGACAGCCAUUUUAAUGCAGUUUAUGAAUUAUAAAUGUAUUUAGAGCCUGUUUGUAACGUGGAUUUCUUUUUCAUUUUUCUUACUCAUGGCACUUUUCAUUUUUAUUAUUUUUUUAAACCAUACCUCAGAUAAUGUAAGUUUCAGUCUACAUCUUAAAAUGUUUAAACCUUCUUU
This is a messenger RNA of Condylura cristata (star-nosed mole), 1673 nucleotides long. It is a transcript of the gene FGF5, whose product is annotated as fibroblast growth factor 5. Gene Ontology annotation, biological process: animal organ morphogenesis; cell differentiation; positive regulation of protein phosphorylation. The coding region runs from base 215 to 1027 and encodes 270 amino acids. The record is from RefSeq and is a predicted model, not a curated record. Gene Ontology annotation, molecular function: fibroblast growth factor receptor binding; growth factor activity. The transcript is spliced from 3 exons. Gene Ontology annotation, cellular component: cytoplasm. NCBI's taxonomy places the organism in Eukaryota, Metazoa, Chordata, Mammalia, Eulipotyphla, Talpidae.